Molecule: messenger RNA, 1216 nt
Organism: Drosophila busckii
Lineage: Eukaryota; Metazoa; Arthropoda; Insecta; Diptera; Drosophilidae
Product: glyceraldehyde-3-phosphate dehydrogenase
Exons: 1
Coding region: 74-1153 (359 amino acids)
Biological process (GO): glucose metabolic process
Molecular function (GO): NADP binding; NAD binding; oxidoreductase activity, acting on the aldehyde or oxo group of donors, NAD or NADP as acceptor
Source: RefSeq, a predicted model, not a curated record
AAGCCUUAACUGUCAAUAAAUUAAAGUAAUAUUUUUCAGAGCGAUUAUAUUUUGUGGACAAUCGUUUGCAAUCAUGAGUGCCAUUGGUAUUAACGGCUUUGGGCGCAUUGGGCGCAUCUUUUUGCGCCAGACGCUGCUGCGCCGCGAUGCCAAAGUGGUGGCCAUCAAUGAUCCCUUCAUGGAUCCGCAGUACAUGGCUUAUAUGCUGCGCUAUGAUUCAACACAUGGCACUUUCCAGAAAAAGAUCUGCGUUGAUGGCAAUAGUCUAAUUGUGGAUGGUAACAAAAUUUGCUUGAGCAAGCAGGCGGAUGCUAAGCAGAUCAAAUGGAAAGAUAUGGGCGUUAAGAUGGUUGUCGACUGCACCGGGCGCAUGACAACGCUUAAGACCGCACAGGCUCAUCUGGACUCUUGCGCCGAAAAAGUUGUCAUAUCGGCACCUUCAUCAGAUGCGCCCAUGUUUGUAUGCGGCGUCAAUUUGGAUACGUACAAGCCGGACAUGAAGAUCAUAUCAAACGCUUCCUGCACCACCAACUGCCUGGCGCCAGUGGCCAAAGUAAUACACGAGAAUUUUGAAAUAGUUGAGGGACUGAUGACAACAGUUCACGCUGUCACUGCUACACAGAAGAUCAUCGAUGGGCCCAGCGCCAAACUUUGGCGUGAUGGACGCAGCGGUAUGUGCAACAUUAUACCCGCCUCCACAGGCGCCGCCAAGGCUGUGGGCAAGGUGAUACCUGCUCUGAAUGGCAAGCUGACAGGCAUGGCUUUUCGUGUGCCUGUGGUCAACGUAUCCGUAGUGGAUCUGACUUGUCGUUUGAGCUGUGCCGCCAAGAUGGAUGAUAUUAAGGAAGCUAUCAAGCAGGCAGCAAGUGGUCCGCUGAAAGGCAUUUUGGGCUACGUUGACGAUGAGGUGGUAUCCACAGACUUCAAUGGCUCGACAUAUGCUUCCGUUUUUGAUGCUAGAGCCUGCAUUGCUCUGAACGACAAUUUUGUCAAGCUCAUAGCGUGGUAUGACAACGAAACCGGCUACUCCAAUCGCUUGAUAGACCUUUGCAUCUAUGCGCAGACAGUGGACAAGUGUGCCGCCAAGCAGGCCGAGAAAGACAAGUGUGCAGCCAAGCAGGCUGAAAAGGACAAAUGCAAGAAGGACAAAUAGUAGCUAAAGCGAUUUAAUUGUAUGAACUAAAUUUAAAUAUAGAUUAACUUUUGGUUUAAACUA